AUGUUACGCACAUCGGUCGUAUGCGCAUUAUGCAUCCUUGUAUAUGGACAAUCUACGAAGACGCCCAUCGAAGAUGAUCCUGACUAUGAAACAUUCCAGCACGUGGUUGUUUUUCCUAAUCCUGAUGAAAAACUUUUUGUAAAAUAUGCUACAUAUCAUCCUUUACCCGUGGCGGAUUGCUUUUGGAACACUAUCACAUGCGAGAAUGGCUCAUAUGCGCUUCACCUUUGGAUGCGAAUCAAUGGAACAGCCCGUAAAUUUGACUCACCACUCCGGUUUGAAACCAGCAAAGGACGCUCCAAGCCGAACAUAAUCUUGCAUAAACUCCUGCCAAAUGACACUGAACUUUCCAAAUUCCCCUUAAUGUAUUUAGACGAGACACAAGUGUGUUUCGUUGUUCGAGUUCCAAAAAUCAACAACGGUUGUGUUUUAUUUAUUCGAGAACAAAAUGCAACUUGCGAAAAAUGCCAUCAAAAUUGUGAAACUAUUUACGAAGAAAACUGUAAUGUGACUUUGGCAAAAUCUCCAUAUAAAAGCACCUGUCACAAAGAACGUCCUCUUCAGUGUUGA
Ixodes scapularis (black-legged tick) is the source of this 570-nucleotide messenger RNA. RefSeq lists its product as uncharacterized. The transcript has 5 exons. Lineage: Eukaryota; Metazoa; Arthropoda; Arachnida; Ixodida; Ixodidae. The record is from RefSeq and is a predicted model, not a curated record. Bases 1 to 570 code for a protein of 189 amino acids.